Molecule: messenger RNA, 2193 nt
Organism: Punctularia strigosozonata HHB-11173 SS5
Lineage: Eukaryota; Fungi; Basidiomycota; Agaricomycetes; Corticiales; Punctulariaceae
Exons: 4
Coding region: 1-2055 (684 amino acids)
Molecular function (GO): zinc ion binding
Source: RefSeq, a predicted model, not a curated record
AUGCCGCCGGAAGCCCUGGACAUCAUCAGAGCCAAUCUCCGCACAUCAAUCCCAAACGCACUCGUCUCAGUCAUACACGAACGAUGGCCAUAUGUAUCCCCGAACCAAAUCCAUCGCGCUUGGUCAACCAUGAGCGAGAUCCUAUGGAAACGCCAGGAUGAUCAGUUCACGUCGGGUUGCGAGCUCCUCACUGAGUACCAAGAGCAAGGCCGUGUCGACCUCCUUGAGGAUCUGCAGGUUGAUGAUGGUGUUACGAUCCUUGCGUGGGGUCUACCGGAGAUCGCAGCCAAAAUUGGCGCGACACUGGUGGAGGUCGCCAUGGAUGCAACCUACAACACAAAUGCCAAAGAUCUUGAAUUAUACUCGGUCCUUGGCGAAGUCGAUGGUGCUGGAUUUCCCAUGGCAUAUUGCUUAUUGUCAACCGCAACCGCAAUCAGCAAUGGCAAGCGCAAACGUGCGCUGAGCGAGUUCUUACGUGCACUGCGCGACCGAUAUAGUGUCAAUCCACAGUUUGUCCACACAGAUAAAGACAUCGCAGAGAUCAAGGCCGCACAAGAGCAGUGGCCAUAUUCAAAGAAUCAACUAUGUUGGUGGCAUCUCAGACGGGCGAUCCGUACUCGAUUAGGAGGAAACCUACGAACGACUGCCUAUGACCCGCGAAUAGCAAAACGCGAGUUUCCAUUCAUUGACCUCAACUUCGUGCCUCAGAGCCACUCGGAUCCAAACGAUAUCGAGGGAGAGAGCGUCGAGGGUUCUGCACUCACUCCCGCCUGGAGAAGCGCCAACUCACUACGUGUCAAAAUCAUCAUCCCUCGCUCCAUUCAAUCAACGCUGGCCUCGUUGAACGAACCCACGCCCAAAGACCACACAACGAGUACACUGGCCGCCAUCUCAGAUUCCGAAUCAAUAACUCAACGCCGCGUCUUUUGUCCAAAGGAGUUGCACGAUUCAGUCCUCAAGCUCGUCGAUCGGCAUUUUCAUGCACAUCCUUUGAUCCCUGGUUACUCGGCGCCAUCGGAAGCUGGGAUUCGCGAGUGGGCUGUGAAGGAGGUAUAUUCGUUCUGCGUCAGCCAUGAGUUGAGGGAACUUUGGGCGUACUUGUGGGGUAAUUGGUAUCGACCGGGGCGCUGGGGACUCUGGGCUCGAAGCAAGUUUAACUUGAUUCCCCGACUGAAGACAACAAUGAUCUGCGAGAGCCACUGGCGCCGGAUCAAAAAGGACUUCUUACAUCACUUCCACAAGCCUCGCAUCGACUUGCUCAUAUGGAUUCUGACUGACAAGCUCGUACCUGCAUACACGCGACGCCUCAGCAUACACCUCAAACCGACAGGUCGCAAUCGUGAACAACCCUCCUGGCGAAAAUCGUUCAAGCGCGCGUGGCGCAAGUGCGAGUCGGCACAUAUUCGCAACCCAGACGACCCGAAGUACAGCCCAGAUGCGUACCGAUGGGUUUGUACCUGUCCGGCCUUUGCAACAAGCCGAUUUCUCAUUUGCAAGCACCUCAUUCAAGCUUGCCACACUGUCCCUCCCCAGUUCUUCCUCCAGGCAUCGCGGAAUCGAACUCUGCCGUUCUGGCAUCAUCCGCUACUGAAGCCCUUGGCACCUCCGCACACGGAUGCCGAAAUUCGACGCGACGAAGGCUUGCAUUCGGGGUAUUCGCCGCCCGACGCGCCGCCGCCAUCUGAUUCUGGAACGAGCGACAUACCAAACUCGUCCGCAUCGGACGCGUUCUCCAGUGACCCGAACGCGGCCAUCUGGGCUGGUGGUGACGACGAGCUUCAGGAUCUCGCGGAGUCCUUUGAUUUCGAGGUUCAACAUCUAACCUCAGAUCUGCUUUAUCUGGUGGAGGCCAUCCAAUACAACGCUCAGUUCCGCGACCCUCGGUUUCUUCGGAUUGUGAAGCAGCGCGGCACAUCCUUACUCGGCCUCAUCGACGAUUUCCGUGAUCUACAGCGGCGAACGGACUCCACUCGCACUCCGAACCCUAACACAUGGGGCUCGCGCAGCUAUAAUACGAUGUACUUCCGGACUCUUCCUUCCCAAGCGGCUUCAUGACCCGAAAUCGAACACAUGAGGCUCCGCCGCUCCGUACAAGUUACCUUCGCUCUGUAUUACUAUUAAUUAUAAUCUAAUUAUCCUACCUAUCCUAUGUUAUCCCUCACAUAACAGUAGCCCUUUAAUGUCAUCUUUAUU